CCACUUGAUGGCUGAGUUGCUGUUGUUCCCAAACUCUUCACUUUUUUUGUAAUAAAGUUAACUUUGGAAUAAUUAGGAGCGAGGACACGCAGUUCCACGCUGGAAAUCACUGAGAGCGGCCCAUUCUUUCACAAAAUGUUUGUAGAAACCAUCUCUAUGCCUAAGUGCUUGAUUUUAUAAGUGAUUAGAACACCUGAUUCUCAUCAUUUGGAUGGGUGGCCAAAUACUUUUGGCAAUAUAGUGGGUGUAUAUAUUCUCACGUGCUUCGCUGCACUUCUGUUUGUUUUCUGUCGGGUUAAAAAUGUUGCUUUUGUAGAAGGAAGAACAAGGAGAGGAUAUUGCGCGUGAAAAUAAAGCCAACCGACCACAGCUCUGCAGUCCUGGUUACCGAUGAUGUGAGGUGGGACUAUUUUGGAGGUGCACGUCAAGGUUGGCUGAUGAAAGCUCGUCAAGAAGAACGUCCUCUUCAGCAGCAGGAGGAUCCACAGCCCCCCCACAUUAAAGAGGAAGAGGAGGAUCUCUGGGUUACUCAGGAGGAAGAGUUUCUUCCAAGGCAGGAAGAGACUGAUCUCAGCAAGUUUCCACUGACUGUUGUCUCUGUGAAGACUGAAGAGCAUGAAGACAAACCACCUGAGUCCUCACAGCUUCAUCACAGUCCAAACGUCUGUGAAAAAUAUCGUCCACCUGAGCAGCAGGAAGGGUCCUCUAGUAUGGAGCAAAAGAGGUCACAGCACCUCCAUGUGAAAGAAGAGGAGCCACAGCCCCCCCACUUUAAAGUCGAAGAAAAACAGCGGCUGUCCCCCCACUUCAUAGAGAACGACAAGAGAUACCCCAUCAGUGUGAAGAGUGAAGAUGAUGAGGUCAAAGGUGAAAGUGAGGAGAGGGAAGGGGGGGAGCCUCCAAGCAGCAGCUCAACACAACACAUGACAACAGAAGCUGAUGGAGACCACUGUGGAGGAUCACAAGCAGACAAGCUCUUAGCUCCACUAUCAGAUAGUGAGGACACAACGUCACACUCUCCUGACACUGAUGAUGAAGACUCUAAAGAUGAUAAGACAUGUCAAACUGACAACACACACUUCACAUGUUCUUACUGCGACAAAACUUUUAAAGACCGUAGUAAUCUGAAAAGGCACAUAAGUACACACACCGGAGAGAAACCUUUUUCCUGCUCAGAAUGUGGUAGAGGUUUUAGACUAAAACACAUGCUGAAAUUACACAUGAGAACACACACUGGAGAAAAACCUUUUUUAUGUUCAAUCUGCGGUAAAGAUUUUACUCAAAAGCACCAUUUGAAAACACACUUGAGAAUACACACAGGAAGUAAACCUUUUGCGUGUUCAAACUGCGGUAAAGAUUUUACUCACAGGCACGAUUUGAAAAUACACAUGAGAAUACACACUGGAGAAAAACCAUUUUCCUGCUCAGAAUGUGAUAAAAGUUUCUCAAUAAAUCAAAGUUUAAAAGUACACAUGAGAACACACACGGGAGAAAAACCUUUUUCAUGUUCAAUCUGCGGUAAAGAUUUUACUCAAAAGCACAGUUUCAAAGCACAUAUGAGAAUACACACUGGAGAAAAACCUUUUAUUUGUUCAGUAUGUGGUAAAAGUUAUAUAGAAAAACAGCAAUUAAAAUCGCACAUGAGAACGCACUCUGGUGAAAAACCAUACUCCUGUUCGAGCUGCAACAAAAGCUUUCGUCACCGACAAUCUAAUAAAGUACACAUGAGAACACACACAAGAGAGAAAGUGUUGAGUUGCAGUGUGUGUGGUGAAAGAUUCUCUUCUAAGUACCAGUGUAAGAAACACAAGUGUGCUGGUGAGAACAGCAGCAGCAAAUGAAACAGCAGGAUUUGAAAUAUACUGUCAAACCUUUAACUUUGACUUUCUAACAACAUCAGCACAUAUAACGUGUGACAUCAUUGUUGUGUAACACAAUCGUGUUAUAAUGAUUCUAACAUUUAUAGAUUAGACACUUUAGAUUUGUGCUUUUAUUUCAGUCAAGUACAUGAGUUAAUAUACACAUUUGUGUACUUUAAAAUGAACGGAACAAUUUGACUGUAAGGGUGAAAAUAAACAGUACAUCAAAUAUGUUACAUACAAUUAACAUUGUAUGUGUAGAUAUUCAUAAUUCAUUCUUAUACUUAUUCAGAAUAGUGUUUUAUGUAUGUUUUUGAAAUAAUGAAGUGUUACAUAUUUUAUUUUUGUAAUUGUAGAUAAUUCCAUUUAUGAACUCCUUUAUAUGAUGUACAUAUUUGUUUUACAUGUGUUCAUACCUUUGCUUUUGAGUACAUGUAAAUCCCUCUUAGUUCAUAUUUACUGGUUCACAUCUGAAACAUCUUCUGGACCACUUCUGGAAGCAUAUUAUUAUUUACUUUAUACAUCAUUUGAGCAGUUGUCUUUUAUACAAAAACAUUUACUUUGAAAAUGUGUGACUUUAUUAAUCAUUUGUUGCUUGUCAAUAAUCCAUUGUAUUAAUCAUCUUUAUUACUUUCUUGUGUAAUAUGAAUAUUGUUGUGUGAUUGUUUUAUACGUAUGUCCCAAUACCUUUAUGCAAUAAACAAUGUAGGCUUCAACUAAAGUUGGGUACAAUAAUUGUAGUUAAUAUUUGUAAGUAUGUAUUUUAUUGUAGUUAGUAUUGCACUCCAUUUUUUUGUGUUUUCUUUAUGACUUACAUGUAGUGUCCAGUUUACUUCAUCAUCUAUAUUAACUCCUAAAAAUGUGAUUACCUUUAGUCUUUUCAUUUCAAUAU
Nerophis ophidion (straightnose pipefish) is the source of this 2751-nucleotide messenger RNA. Its product is annotated as zinc finger protein OZF-like. The transcript has 3 exons. The record is from RefSeq and is a predicted model, not a curated record. Gene Ontology annotation, cellular component: nucleus. Gene Ontology annotation, biological process: central nervous system development; regulation of transcription by RNA polymerase II. Gene Ontology annotation, molecular function: DNA-binding transcription factor activity, RNA polymerase II-specific; RNA polymerase II cis-regulatory region sequence-specific DNA binding. Lineage: Eukaryota; Metazoa; Chordata; Actinopteri; Syngnathiformes; Syngnathidae. Bases 438 to 1841 code for a protein of 467 amino acids.